Didymodactylos carnosus is the source of this 1419-nucleotide messenger RNA. NCBI's taxonomy places the organism in Eukaryota, Metazoa, Rotifera, Eurotatoria, Philodinida, Philodinidae. The record is from the annotation of a GenBank genome assembly.
AUGUUAUUGUUAACGGGUAAUAAUACUACAAAUUUUACAAUAACUCUAGAGACAACUCAAUCAUCAUUUAACGGUUUAUUUUAUUUUGUUCCAUUUUAUCUUAUCAUAUUUUUUGUUGGAUGUUUUGGUAAUGGUUUAGUUAUAGUUAGUAUACUACGUUCACAUCGAUUAAGAACUGUUACGAAUACUUAUCUAUUAAAUUUAGCCGUUGCCGAUUUUCUUUUACUAUUAAGUGUACCAUUUUUAAUAACAAAUAUUUUAGCAAAUGGUUGGAUAUUUGGAGCUGUAUUAUGCAAAAUGUAUUACAAUUUUAUUCAUAUUAAUCAAUAUGUUAGUUCAUUAUUAUUAGUUGCACUCUCAUUCGAUCGAUGGUUAGCAGUUUGUCAUCCAUUGAAAGCAAUACUUUUUAGAACACCUUAUAAAUGUGGAAUUAUUAUAACAGCGUGUUGGCUCAUGAGUGCUUUAUUUUUAUCUCCGACUUGGUUAUAUGCCAUGGUAACAUCUGAUCCACCUAAAAUUUUUUGGCGAGGUUAUUUAGUUCAAAAAUGUGUUAUUGAUUUUCCGGCUAUCAGUCGAGUACCACCAGAAAUCGUAUUUACUUAUUAUGCAUUUUUUGUUGGUUUUGUAUUUCCUGUUACAUUAAUUACCACAUUUUAUCUUAAAGUUUUAAUUCGUCUUCAUAAAAUUCGUCAAAAACAUCAAUCAGAAAUGAAACAACGUUCUCAUAGAAAAGUCACACGUAUUGUAUUAGCUGUUAUUACUGCCUAUUUCGUUUGUUGGAUACCAUAUUGGUUUUUACAAAUAUAUAUUACCAUCGAUCCAUUACUUCAAUCUCUUCAAUUAUCACCACUUUCUUCAUCUUCAACAAGAACAUUGAAAAGUACACUGUUAAAAGAAUUAACUAAUUUUACAUUGAUUGUUGGUUAUGCAAAUAAUAGUCUUAAUCCAGUUUUAUAUGUUUUUCUAAGUGAAUCAUUCCGAGAAGAAUAUCUUCAAGUAUUAAAAUGUUUUUCAACGCCAUUAAAAAAUCAAAAUGAUGAUAUAAAUUAUUAUUACAAUCAAUCAUCAUUAAAAAAGAUUCGUUAUAGAAAAAAACAUAGUGUAGCAUUAGAAGAAGUAACAGCUGCUCAAGAAGUAACAUCAUCAGCCACUGUUACUACCAAUACAUUAUUUUUAUCCUAUUUUCAACUAAGUAAAAAACGUCGUCGAAGUUCAUCUAAUAAACCAGAUGAUUCAAAUAAAAAUAAUAAUUUUUUAUUAAAACCUUAUAAUAAAUAUCAGCAUAGUCAAACAUCAACUUAUCUUUACUCAAAUUACAAUGAUUAUAUGAGUGAAUUAAAUCAAACUCAAACCCAAUUAUCAAUUAAACAAACUAAAUAUUUAAAAAUUGAAGAUGAUGGUGGUGUUUAUUGUGGUUAA